Messenger RNA from Seminavis robusta, 1539 nucleotides. Lineage: Eukaryota; Bacillariophyta; Bacillariophyceae; Naviculales; Naviculaceae. The record is from the annotation of a GenBank genome assembly.
AUGGAUGAAACCUCACUUAGGAAAAUCCAAGAGGAACAAGCACAAGAAGCCAGCAGUCUACCAGACUCCUUAUUCUUCCAAGCACAAACAACUCAAGACAGAGACCCCUGUUCCAAAAUUCUGGGAAAUGGGGUGGAUAAAAAAGCUCCUGUCUUUUCCAUUUGCACUCCUUGGAAUGCUAGUGACAUUAUACAUGCUCCAUCCGCUGGCUCUCUGUCUUGUCAAUGGCAUUCCAAGCUUGAAUCCAAUUUCUGUCAAGCCACAAACCUCCUCGUGGAUCCUUCCAAAAUUAGAGUUUCCAAGGGGGGAGAAGACGUCAAGCAGGUACUGGGACGACCUGAAGCUGACGAACUACCCAAAUAUAGAGCCGGGGCGCUUCAAUUGAGCCAAUGCAAUCUACUCCAUUCCGAUUCAACCCACAUAAACACGGCGGCUCUGCCGUAUCAUUUGUUCGACAUGGUCAAAAGUGUACGAGAAGGAAUUCCACAUUCCCAUUGCACCGUCUACGAAGAACGGACCACUCUGAUUGUCACACGAUACGAAUAUGCCAAUCUCUAUCAUACAUACACCGAUUGGUACAGUGCCUACCAAGCCGCCAUGAUUGCACUGCAGGGCAACAGCACGGCUAUGGAACAACUCCAUAUUGUCUUUUUCGAUGGACACGCUCACGCACAAGUCGACAUGGGAUGGCAGCUAUUGUUUCCAAAUGCCACGGUCACGUACAUUUCACAUUACAAUGAACAUGCCUGCUUUCGACGGGUCAUUUUAGUACCGCCCGGGUACAUUGCACCCACGUCCUUGACCGUCACCGAGGAACACGGGGAAUGCGAGAAAAACAAAUGGACCAGACGGUUCCGACAAAUGUUCGUCACCAAUUCCAUACGACAAUACAGGAUACAACAACAACAACAACAACACAAUCCACAACAAGAUUCCAAUAUUGUAAAGAGACCCUCCUCCCAAACAAAGAGCAUACGGCAAAUAAAGAAUCAGAACAGCAACAAGGGUACUACUGCGCUCCAAAUAAUGCUGCUCUCACGAGCCAACUACCAAGCGCACCCUCGUAUGAAUGGCAAGGUGACUCGCGUCAUUCGAAACGAGCCAGAGGUCUUGCACUUUCUACAACACUACAAGGGUCCUGAUCCACCUAUUGGUGGCUUGUCCAAGGAUAACUAUCCCACCAACACACAUGUCAAACGGGUCGUGCUGGAAGACCACACCGUGGCUGAACAAAUUCUCCUCUUUCAACAAGCCGACAUUAUCAUUGGGAUGCACGGGGCCGGGCUCUCGCACAUUUUGGUGGCACGGCCCGGCACCAUGCUACUCGAAAUACGACCUCCCGGAUUUCAAGAACUGCCGCAUUUUCGAUAUCUGGCACACUUGGCGGGAUGUCUGCAUCAACCACAUGACUUGCAAACAGAAGAUGAAGCCGAGGAUCCCUAUCCAAUCUCCAUUCCCGCAUUCGAACAGGCAUUUGCGGACAGUGUGGCACAGUUUCUAGAAUUCAAUUCCAAACAACUAAAUAACAACUUGCCGUAA